Suncus etruscus (white-toothed pygmy shrew) is the source of this 949-nucleotide messenger RNA. RefSeq names its product GTP binding protein 8 (putative) (gene GTPBP8). Gene Ontology annotation, molecular function: GTP binding. Gene Ontology annotation, cellular component: mitochondrion. The coding region runs from base 1 to 855 and encodes 284 amino acids. The transcript has 6 exons. The record is from RefSeq and is a predicted model, not a curated record. Lineage: Eukaryota; Metazoa; Chordata; Mammalia; Eulipotyphla; Soricidae.
AUGGCGGCGCCCUUGCUGCGGCGUGGCAUUUGCAGGCUCCGUGAGAUGCAGCCGUGGUUAUGGACGAGCCAAAUUCACAGCACUUCCCAAGGCUUCGCAGAGAUGCUCCGACUGCCGAAGGAUCAAAUGACGAAGCUCGUGUUCCCGCUACAAGAGCUCCAGCGGCACCUCAUCCCGGAUUCGAAGUCCUCCUUCCACCUGAAUAUCUUCGAUCCGAACCUGAAAGACAUCUCCAGGGCUGAGAGCUUCUUUACGGCCACUGCCACCAAUCGCAUCGAGUACGUCAGUUCUGCCGUACGUGUUGACCACGCCCCUAGUCUGCCACGCCCAGAGGUGUGUUUUAUAGGCAGAAGCAAUGUUGGAAAAUCUUCUCUAAUAAAGGCUUUGUUUGCACUGGCCCCAGAGGUUGAAGUGAGAGUCUCAAAAAAACCGGGCCAUACAAAGAAAAUGAAUUUUUUCAAAGUUGGAAAACACUUCACAUUGGUGGAUAUGCCAGGUUAUGGCUAUAGAGCACCUGAAGAUUUUGUUGACAUGGUAGAGACCUAUCUAAAAGAACGACGGAAUUUGGUGAGAACAUUUUUAUUAGUGGAUAGUGUUGUUGGAAUUCAAAAAGCAGACCAUAUUGCCAUAGAAAUGUGUGAAGAAUUUGCAUUACCCUAUGUGAUGGUUUUAACAAAAAUUGACAAAUCUUCCAAGGGACAUCUUUUGAAGCAAGUGCUUGAGAUCCAAAAAUUUGUUGAUACUAAAACACAAGGCUGUUUUCCUCAGUUGUUUCCUGUAAGUGCUGUGACCUAUUCUGGAAUCCAUAUGUUGAGAUGCUUUAUAGCAACUGUAACAGGAAAUCUCAAGACUUGAUAACCUCCGGCAUACCAAACUAAACAGCUGUAUUCCAACAUUGUUUUAAAUGUUGUGUUUCAGUAACUGGUGAAGAAUCACGUCAGUUUUAAAA